AACUCGGCGUCCAAAACUGUUCUUAUGUCUCUAUAUUUAGUCAUUCUUAUAUGGUCGCUGAUAAACAAUACCAUUUCCUUUGAUUUUGAUCCCGGCUAUUCCACUUCUGGCAUGGCAGUGUCGGGUUACGCGUGUGUAUUAGGCUUUAUAUUAAUUAUAACCGACUGACAAGCAUAACUGAAUCAUUCCACUAGCUAUAGAAAGGGAAGUUACCUGAUCAUAGUUUACUUUAACAAACUGUGUUGCAGAACUGUACUGUCACAUAAAAAGCAAGAAUAACGAAACUAGACAGUCUAUAAUUGCUCGACUCUUAUAUACGCGGGUGUUUUGGGUGCUUGGUUAACUAUGGCAACUGGUUCAUCAGACAGCUUGUUGGAUUCAGAUAAUGAAUCCGAGCGGCACCGUAAUUGUUCUACCUGUUCUUCAAGUUGCAUUGGUUGUUGUCGAAAUUGUCGAGGUCCAAAAGUUUACCAUGCUCGUGUAGUUAAUGUUGGUAGACCAUCAAAGACUCAGAAAUUUCCUUCGAAUCGGAUCAAUAAUCAAAAGUAUAAUGUAAUAAGUUUCAUUCCUUUGGUUCUUUUUGAACAGUUCAGUGUAUUUUUAAAUCUCGUCUUCCUUGUAAUUGCAUGUAGUCAAUUUAUUCCCGAACUUGGUGUGGGUCGUCUGUACACAUAUUGGGGGCCACUUGGUUUUGUGAUUGCAAUAACCAUGAUUCGAGAAGCGGUAGAUGACAUUGGAAGAUGGUCUCGUGAUCGCGAUGUCAAUAUGGCUAUCUAUGGAAAGUAUGUCCGCAACAAAGAAGUUUCCGUUAUGAGUUCAGAUAUCAAAGUUGGUGAUCUUAUUCGUUUAGAGAAGAAUCAACGAGUUCCAGCAGAUAUGAUCUUAAUAUGGACAUCAGAUCGAAAUGGUUCUUGUUUUAUACGGACAGAUCAACUUGACGGUGAGACUGACUGGAAAUUACGUUAUGCUAUACCAACUACACAUGCUUUUGUCAGCCGUACUGGUCAUCCAAGUUCAUUGUGGGAUAUGGAAGCUCAAGUUUAUGCUGAAGCGCCGAGACAGAGUAUACAUAAUUUCGAAGGAACGUUCGUCCGUACAGAUGUCAAUCCUACUUCACCAACAGAUUCUGAAGCAUCAGAAGUUUCAUUAAAUAUUGAUCACACACUCUGGUCCAACACUGUACUAGCUACUGGAAGUGCUAUUGGCUUGGUCAUAUACACAGGAUCAGAAACACGUGCAGUAAUGAAUUCAAGUAGAGUACGCACAAAACGUGGGAAAAUCGAUCAAGAGAUUAACAAUAUCACAAAACUCUUAUUCUGUAUCCUAGUACUUCUAGCUCUUAUCAUGGUUGCACUGAAAGGUUUCAGUGGAUCUUGGUAUAAGUAUUGGUGGCGUUUUGUUGUUUUAUUCUCUUACAUUAUUCCUCUGGCAUUGCGUGUUAAUAUGGAUUUGGCAAAAAUCGUAUACUCUUUUAUGAUAAUGCGCGACAAAUCCCUGCCAAACUGCCUUGUUCGUAAUACUAAUAUACCUGAAGAAUUAGGUCGUAUUUGUUAUUUAAUGUCAGAUAAAACUGGUACACUUACACAAAAUGAAAUGGUUUUUAAAAAGCUACAUUUAGGCAGUGUAGCUUUUGCAUCAGAUUCCAUGGAAGAGGUUGUCCAGGGAUUGCGUAAUCAUUUCACUGCUGGUUCCACAAUCGGUAAUUUAUCAGAUCAAUUAACUCGUCAAAUUCGUCGUACAACCAAUGAACGUAUGGCUGAUGCAGUAUUAGCCUUAGCUAUAUGUCAUAAUGUCACACCGAUGACAGAAACUUAUUCAAAUCCUGGAUCAAUUGAUGUACCAGGUGGAGAGAGUAAAGAAGCUAUGGCUAUGGUAGAAUUAUCUGAUCCCAUUGGUUAUCAAGCUAGUUCACCUGAUGAAGUAGCUCUUGUUUCAUGGACUGCAACUGUUGGUGUAACACUUGUGUUUCGUGACUUGCACAGAAUGCGAUUACGUCUACCUAAUGACUCUUUUGUUGAGUAUGAAAUCUUGAAUUUAUUUCCAUUUUCAUCGGAAUCUAAACGAAUGGGUAUUAUUGUACGUGAUUAUUCAUCCAAAAGAAUAAUAUUUUAUGUUAAAGGUGCAGAUACUGUUAUGAGUAGUCUUGUAUCCUAUGUGGAUUGGUUAGAAGAUGAAGCUGGUAAUUUGGCUAGAGAAGGAUUACGAACAUUGGUUGUCGCUUCGCGUACUUUAACUGAAGAACAAUACUCAGAUUUCGCACAACGAUACCAUAGCGCUAAAAUGUCUUUAACUGAUCGUGUCGAAAAAAUGCAGUCAGUUGUAGCAACUUUAGAAACAAAUUUAGAAGUUCUCUGUUUAACAGGAGUAGAAGAUAAACUUCAAGAUGGAGUUCGUCCUGCAUUAGAAGCAUUAAGAAAUGCUGGUAUACGUGUUUGGAUGUUGACUGGGGAUAAACUUGAAACAGCUGCAUGUAUCGCUAAGUCUUCUCGUUUAGUCAGUCGUGAUACACCUAUGUAUAUAUUUAAAUCAGUUAGUGGUCGAAUGGAAGCUCAUUUAGAAUUGAACGCUUUUCGUAAACGUUGUGACCAUGCCUUAUUGAUAACUGGAACAUCAAUGGAAACAUGCUUAAGAUUUUAUGAACAUGAAUUUGUUGAAUUGGCAAGACAAUCACCGGCUGUAGUUGUAUGCCGUUGUUCACCGACACAGAAAACACAAAUUGUCACUUUAUUAAGAUAUCAUACAAAAGCAAGAGUAGCAGCUAUCGGUGAUGGAGGCAAUGAUGUUGGCAUGAUUCAAGCAUCUGAUCUUGGUCUUGGUCUUUUAGGUAAAGAAGGUCGACAGGCUAGUCUAGCAUCUGAUUUCAGUUUAGCACAAUUUAAACAUGUUACACAAUUGCUACUUGUUCAUGGAAGGAAUUGUUAUAAAAAUACUGCUGCAUUGGCCUUGUUUGUUAUUCAUCGAGGUUCCAUUAUCACAGUCAUGCAAGCGAUAUUUUCAGCCGUUUUCUAUUUUGUUGCAAUACCGUUAUUCCCAAGUUUUCUAUAUGUUGGUUAUGCCACAGUGUUCACUAUGUUCCCUGUAUUUUCAUUGGUGCUUGAUAAGGAUGUACCGGAUCGUAUUGCUCUAACUUACCCUGAAUUAUAUAAAACUUUACAGAAAGGUCGUGAAUUAACUUUUAAAACAUAUUUCAUCUGGCAGUUGAUUAGUGUUUAUCAAGGUAGUGUUAUCAUGUACGGCGCAUUGUUACUUUUCGAAGAUGAAUUCAUUCAUGUAGUAGCUAUCACAUUUACAGCUUUAUUAUUAACAGAAUUACUUAUGGUAGCUAUUACCAUACGUACAUGGCACCUUCUAAUGAUUUUAGCGGAAGUUAUCAGUUUAGCAAUUUAUAUAAUGGCUUUGAUUGUUAUGAAAGCAUAUUUUGAUUCAGUAUUUCUAAGAACAAUUGGAUUUGUUUGGAAAGUAUUAGCUAUCACUGGUGUCAGUUGUAUACCAAUAUUAAUAUUGAAAUUUAUUCAUUAUAAAUUUAGACCAUCGAUUUAUUCAAAACUACAAUAGAAUGCUAUGUUCUUCUGUUGAAUGAAUUCAUCCAUCCGCAAACACACAUACACACACACACACAUCCAUUGAAUUCUCUAUCAAUGACAAAUGAACUAGAUUUUCACAAACAUUUUUUUUUCUAAAAAGUCAUUCAUUUACUACUUAAGUUUUGUUAUUUUUUAUGUAACUUUUUAUUUUUCAACUCGUGUUCUGUGAUUUGAGAUGUUAUUGAUGAUGAUCGUGAUGAUGAUGAUGUACGACUCUGACAUGCCUAAAUUGUUGUAAAGAUUGUGAUCUUUUAUACACCAUUGUCCAUAUCUUUAUUACUAUCUAUGUGUAAACCUAAAAUCGGUUACAUAUUUUCUUUCGUUCUUCUUUUCUUUGUUGUAACUUUCUUUUUAAACUUGUGAUUGAUUUUUUUUUAAUCAGAGAAUAGAUGAUACAACAUUUGUUUAUCAACAUAAGUACAAUGUCGUCUCUCUUUUUUCCCCGUAGAACUGGCAUAUAUCUAUGCAAACAAUUCAACACUGAAAGAAAAAAUUAGUCGAACAAGAGUUUAACAAUUAUUUGUCAAGAUUGAUUGAGUAUUGAUCAUUAUUGUUGUUACUGUCACAGAUCCUACACACUACUACUACUACUAUUACUACUACUACCUAUGCUACUGUCAUCAAAUAAAAACACACAAAGUGAUUAUGAUGCCUGUACUAUUUGUAUGUAUGUGUAAGGUGCACACUAUUUGAUGAUUCUUAUCUAUUUAAUGUAACCAAAUUUUUUUUUAUUUAUUCAUGUUGUUUCUUGAUCUUUGAUUAAGUUGUGUGCUAUUCAUUUCGCUUCUCCUUUUUUUUUAAAAAAAAGAAAGAAAGAAAACUUUUUAUUUAUUGUCAUUGUAAUUUCUUGUUGAAUAAAUUCAUUAUUGAUGUGCAUCGCAUGUUUUGGCAUCCAAACGGAUCAUUAUCAUAGUUAUUGUCAAAAGUGUAUAUUUUGUAUGUAUGUGUGUAUGCAUGUACACAUUGUCUUCAUUCACACUUUCUACUCAUCGAAUUGGGUCAAUUAUUAUUCAUGAUAUUGUAUUGGUUAUAUAUAGAUUUAUGGAAAACCACAUUUUAGUUAUCAUAGUAACAUUGUAGUGGUAUAACUGAUAAAAAUAAACCAAUAUAGUGUCACAGAAAUG
Molecule: messenger RNA, 4708 nt
Organism: Schistosoma intercalatum
Lineage: Eukaryota; Metazoa; Platyhelminthes; Trematoda; Strigeidida; Schistosomatidae
Source: the annotation of a GenBank genome assembly